Messenger RNA from Kockovaella imperatae, 383 nucleotides. RefSeq lists its product as hypothetical. Lineage: Eukaryota; Fungi; Basidiomycota; Tremellomycetes; Tremellales; Cuniculitremaceae. The annotation marks the transcript as partial. The transcript has a single exon. The record is from RefSeq and is a predicted model, not a curated record.
CAACUUACACCUGCCACUGCGGCGGCUCACAUCCCCGCACCGACCAUCACUCCCACUGCCCGACUCGUGGAUCGUUGUGAUAGCCCUCCAUGUACCUAUGGUGGACAAGCGACCACACUCUCCGCAGCGACAGUUACCACGACCAUCCUCUCGACGACGUCUGUCCCAUGUUACAUCACCACUUACAUAACCAACUCGGAGACCGUCACAUCGACUGUUUACUCGACCGAUACCAUCACUUCCACCGUGACUGAGCAAGGGACUGUCACUGUUAUCAAGUACUCUCCAACGCCUGUAUUAAUGAGCAGUGUGUAUGAAAGCACCAUUGCGUUCACUCAAACCAUCACGACGUAUUGGCAGACAACGACCGGAUCAGAAUACGA